Molecule: messenger RNA, 1534 nt
Organism: Gossypium raimondii (Peruvian cotton)
Lineage: Eukaryota; Viridiplantae; Streptophyta; Magnoliopsida; Malvales; Malvaceae
Product: probable trehalose-phosphate phosphatase D
Exons: 10
Coding region: 134-1153 (339 amino acids)
Biological process (GO): trehalose biosynthetic process
Molecular function (GO): trehalose-phosphatase activity
Source: RefSeq, a predicted model, not a curated record
UUUAUUUCCUUUUGCCCCUUAUUUAACUUCACCACACCACACACACACACACUUUCCUCUUCUCAUUUUCCUGCUUCGUUGAUUCCCAGGUUUUCACACAAUUUUCUCGAGAAAAAAUACAGCUCAGCUUUUGAUGAUGAUGAGAAAGUUGACAAAGUUUAACCACACAAUGGGAUUCCAAAUAACACAUUCUAACAAGCCGAAAAAAGUGAAACCUUUUUCCUGUCCGAACAACGACGACGACGACAAUGGCGGAACCAACGGCGGCUCUUUGAUACCUGAUGAUGUUCCAGGCUAUGCUUCAUGGCUGGGGAAACAUCCUUCUGCAUUGAACAUGUUCGAUUCGAUAACGAAAGAAGCGAAAGGGAAAAAGGUGGUCGUGUUUUUAGAUUACGACGGCACCUUGUCCCCCAUCGUUGAUGACCCCGACAAGGCAUUCAUGUCUGCUGAGAUGCGUAUGGCGGUGCGUGAAGUUGCAAAGCAUUUUCCGACGUCGAUAAUCAGCGGUCGUAGACGAGAAAGGGUUAAAGAAUUUGUACAGUUAAGUAAUGUAUAUUAUGCUGGGAGCCAUGGUUUGGAUAUAAUGGCACCACCUAGAGCAGUGAAGGCCUGUGAUAAAAAGGGGAAUGAAGGUGCAUUUCAACCUGCAAAAUUAUUUUUACCUGCAAUUCAAGAGAUGUCCAUAGAAUUGGAAGACACCAUUAGAGAAAUACAAGGUGCUAGGAUUGAAGAUAACAAGUUUUGUAUCUCUGUACAUUAUCGUCAAGUUCCACCAAAGGACCACGAAAUGUUGAAGGAGAAAGUGAAAUCUCUGGUCGGAAACCGCCCCAACUUUCGUCUCACCGAGGGUAAAAUGGUUUUAGAAGUCCGGCCAUCGAUAGAAUGGAACAAAGGCGACGCCCUGAAUUAUUUGCUCGAUACAUUGGGAUUCAGUAAUGCUAAAGAUGUUCUACCUUUAUAUAUCGGAGAUGAUCGCACCGAUGAAGAUGCAUUCAAGGUAAUAGCAAGUAGAAGGGAAGGAUUUCCCAUAAUAGUUUCAUCCAUACCAAAAGACACCAUAGCUUGGUUCUCGUUACGUGAUCCGUCCGAGGUAUUAGCUUUCUUAUUACGUUUAGCUAAAUGGAAGAAAUCGGAGAUUCAUUUCUACAAGUAGAGUUCAUCAAUGGCUUUGUCUGUCAUACCAGCCAUUAUAUGUCACCUUCAUAUAUAUGAUAUAGUGUAUGUAUGUAUGUAUGUAUGGAAAUAACAGGGAAAUAAAGGGUCUCUGAAUGGAUGUAAAACAUCACUUUAGGUGUUUUUUUGAAAGUGGUGUUGUAAAUUCCAUUCAGGUGUUGUAAAUGAUAGAUCAGUUUGUCAUUUUUAAUAGCAAGGCUCUGUGUUAAGUCCCUUUUUGGUUUUUUUAAUGUGAAGUAGUUUAGAGUCUUCACAUUAUUACUGGUUUGGACCAGAAUGGUCAUUUGUACCCUUCAAGGUUUCUAACUUUUUUUGGCAUUUGUUGGAUUAUUAAUUAAACUAUUUAUAUUUAUAUGUGAAA